AUGUCUACUCACGUUACAUUAGUUACUGGUGCUUCUAAAGGAAUUGGUAAAGCAAUCGUUGAUAUACUUUUACAACAUCAAAAUUCAAAAGUUGUAGCAAUUGCAAGAUCAAAAGAAUUACUUGAAACAUUACAAUCAAAAUAUGGAAGUGAGAAUUUUCAAUUUAUUGCAGGAGAUGUAACUGAUUCAAAUAUUAGUCAAAGUGCUAUAGACUUAGCAACUACAAAAUUUGGACAAUUAAAUUCAAUUAUAGCAAAUGCAGGAAUUAUUGAACCUGUUGGUCCUAUACAAGAUAUAUCAAUUGAAGAAUGGAAAAAAUUAUAUGAUCUAAAUUUUUUUAGUAUAGUUCAAUUAAUUCAACAAAGUUUAUCAGAAUUAAAAAGAACUGGAGGUAAUAUUAUAGCAGUUAGUUCUGGUGCAGCAAAUUCAGCAUAUAGUGGAUGGUAUGCAUAUGGAUCAUCAAAAGCAGCAUUAAAUCAUCUAAUUAAAUCUUUAGCAGCAGAAGAAAAAUUAAUAAAAGCAAUAUCUAUUGCUCCUGGAGUUGUAAAUACUGAUAUGCAAGAAUUAAUUAGAAAUUUUGGAUCAAAAAUGAAUGAAGAAAGUUUAAAAAAAUUUAUAAAUUUACAUAAAGAUGGAAAAUUAGUUGAACCAGAAAUUUGUGGAAAAGUUUAUGCUAAUUUAGCUUUAAAAGGUUGGUCUGAUGAUUUAAAUGGUGAAUUUAUUAGAUUUGAUGAUGCAAAAUUGAAAGAUUAUCAAUAG
Messenger RNA from Lodderomyces pseudojiufengensis, 759 nucleotides. RefSeq names its product SDR family oxidoreductase. The record is from RefSeq and is a predicted model, not a curated record. Gene Ontology annotation, cellular component: intracellular anatomical structure. Bases 1 to 759 code for a protein of 252 amino acids. The transcript has 2 exons. Gene Ontology annotation, molecular function: oxidoreductase activity, acting on NAD(P)H, oxygen as acceptor. NCBI's taxonomy places the organism in Eukaryota, Fungi, Ascomycota, Pichiomycetes, Serinales, Debaryomycetaceae.